Torulaspora delbrueckii is the source of this 4461-nucleotide messenger RNA. It is a transcript of the gene REV3, whose product is annotated as DNA-directed DNA polymerase. The transcript has a single exon. Gene Ontology annotation, cellular component: nucleus; zeta DNA polymerase complex. The record is from RefSeq and is a predicted model, not a curated record. Gene Ontology annotation, biological process: double-strand break repair via homologous recombination; error-prone translesion synthesis. Gene Ontology annotation, molecular function: DNA binding; DNA-directed DNA polymerase activity; nucleotide binding. Lineage: Eukaryota; Fungi; Ascomycota; Saccharomycetes; Saccharomycetales; Saccharomycetaceae. The coding region runs from base 1 to 4461 and encodes 1486 amino acids.
AUGUCGGCGGAUGACACUAUAAGUUCUGAGUUGUACUCUACACUCAACUCUGAAUUGAUACAUAUCCAAUUAAAUGAUUACGAUUUCUAUCUUACAAAACCUGGAAGAUUGGAUGCACUUCAUGGAAAUAGUCUGCCUAUGAAUGAGUACGUGAGAGUGCCGAUUAUAAGGGUUUAUGGUCACCUACCAAGCGGCCAUCAGGUGCUGUGCCACGUACACGGUGUCUUUCCUUACAUCUUCAUACCAUACGAUGGUCAAGAUUCAGAUACACCUACAACGAUGAAUCAGAAGUGUGCCCAAUUGCAUAAUGUCCUAGAAAUUAAGUCACAAUUAUCAAUGGUCAAGAAAAAGGAUAUCAAACAAUUCAAGCAGAAGAUCAGUGGUCUCAAGUAUAUUGCUAACGUUUCGGUGGUCAAAGGGGUUCCCUUCUAUGGUUUCAACGUUGGUUGGUCUCUUUUCUACAAGAUUUCGGUGCUGGAUGCAGGCUUCACAAACAAGUUAUCAGAUUUGAUUAGAGAUGGGAAAAUGUUUGAAAAGCCUAUAGAAACUUUCGAAUCACAGCUUCCCUUUCUUUUGCAGUUCUCAGCUGAUUUCAAUUUAUUUGGAUGUUCAUGGGUUGAUCUCGAGCAGUGCUACUUCAGGACUCCGGUGCUUAACGCAGCUUUGGAUUUGGACAAGAUAUUACACAAUGAAGAGCUUGAGAAAUUUUUGGAACACUUUCGGGAUGAAAGUAGCAAUACGCUCUCUGAAAAAGAAUUCCCUAGAAUGGGCAACGGUUUAUUGGAAAUUGACGUUUUACCUCAGUUUAUUCGUAAUGUUGAUGAUGUUCAUUUCCGUGAUUUGCAUCACAACUUUUGCGAGAAACUUGAUGAUACUUCCAAACUUUUGAGUAAACCAUUCGUUUCUUCGACCAAAAAUAUUAUUCGAGAAAUCUCAGCACAACGACAGGCUUUAUCUCUAGACGCAUUCAUGGCCUCUGCAAGCAUUCCAAGACUGGUAGACGAAAACGUGCAAUGGCAGUCCUCCAACAUGUUUGAAGGAAAAUUCGAAAAAGCUGUCUCACAAUCGGGCUCAUUAAACACUGGCACUAACUUUCAUAAUUAUGUCCAGAGUAGCGCAGCUAUCGAUACUGUGAAAAAGAUACGAGACUCAAUUAGCGAGCUUUGGCCCCGUCGCCCUGAUCUAAAUCUUGAUCUAGAGAAGCCGAAAGUCAUACCGGACGUCGUUGAUACUCUAGAUUGUGGCUACAACGUUGCAUACGUCAGCGAUGGAGAGAAUGUAGAAGUUCCCAGUUCUCAGGACAUCGAAGAUCGGAAUAACUUAUUCAAAGACCGGGAUAAGGACAAAUCGGAUAAUGGGUCAGAGUUGAGAGCUGAGCAUUUGACGGGGUCGACUGACUUAACAAUGACGCAGAAUAUGGCGAAGAAAUACAAGAAAAGAAGCCGAUUUGCGUCAACCCUGUCAAAUUCCAGAGGGCGCAAGAAGAACAAAAUUCAAAGGGCAGGAAUUAAAAAUCCGGCAGGGUCAUUCGUGUACGUGCGACCGCCAAUUGAUUUCAGCAUGAUUUUGAGUGAUCUAGAAUUAAAAGGUUUUCCUAAGAUUGAUUAUAGAGAUCCAUAUUAUGGGAAUCCGUUGGACCUUCGACAGAAACCUUACGUGUAUGCUGGGAAAAGAUUCGAGAUACUGUCACCGCACUUAAGUUGCCGAAUCCCAGUACCCUUUAGUGAGGAACAUACAACAGAAGACAGAGGGGUAAAGGAGAAUAUUUUUCAUUCUUGGAAGUAUUUGAAAAGACCACCCAGCUUUGCAGAGAUAAAAGCAGAUUUACCGAGAAAGACUAAGAAUCGAUUUAAAUCACAGCUUGAAAAUCCUAUUUCUAAGGAUGAAAUGCUUUACAAAGGCAAUACUGACCAGCAGGCCAAAAGUAAGAAUAUAAAAGUACAUUCUAGUCUAACACAUUUCACUUUAGAGAUUCAUGUACAGACAGAAGGAGCAAAAUUACCGGAUCCGCAAAAGGACGAGGUGUCCAUAAUUUUUUGGCAUCUCGAAAGGGACUCCUAUCCAUUUGACUUUCAUGUUUCCCCCAUGGGAAUCAUGGUUCUGAAGAGUCCUGAUGUUGACGAUAAUUUCACAGAUAGAAUCCAAAGGGCAGCAGGAAAAAUUCCCGUUGCCUUUUACGAUGAUGAAUUUGAUCUGUUCGAUGCUUUAGUGGACAUUGUUUUGAUCUUCGAUCCCGAUUUACUAUCUGGAUUCGAGGUGCAUUCUUCGUCAUGGGGUUAUAUCAUCGAAAGGUGCAGACAAGCGCACCGCUUCGAGAUUGCAGACGAAAUAUCCAGAGUCAACAGUAGUGUUAAGACAAAACUCAGAGACCAGUGGGGUUACUCACACGCUUCAUCAAUUGUUAUUUCGGGAAGGCAUAUGAUCAAUGUAUGGAGAGCUGUUAAAGAUGAUUUAGCCUUAACAAAGUAUACCAUUGAAAACAUAGCCUAUGUGGCCUUUCGGCAGCGGCUCCCACACUUUUCGUUUCAAUCGCUGUCAGAAAUGUGGCGAAAUAAUCAUAAUCUGUCGAGCGCAAAAACAGUCUUAAGCUAUUGGGUUGAUCGUGUUGAGCUCAAUAUUCGCUUGCUUCAAAAGCAGGAAUAUAUUCCUCGAGUAACUGAGCUUUCACGUCUUACCGGUAUUGACUUUUACUCGGUUUAUUACAGAGGUUCUCAAUAUAAAAUAGAAUCUAUCCUAGGCAGAUUAUGCAAGGCAGAAAGCUUCAUCAUGGUAGCACCGAGCAAAAGACGAGUUAAGCAACAGAACGCUUUGGAAUGUGUGCCGUUGGUUAUGGAGCCGGAGUCUGCCUUUUACAAAAGCCCUUUGGUCGUCUUAGACUUCCAAUCUCUUUAUCCAUCAAUAAUGAUGGCAUACAAUUACUGUUAUUCGACCAUGUUGGGUAGAGUUCCUGAGCUAAAGGUUGGCGAAAACAUCAUUGGGGCCAGUCAGGUAAUUUUGCCCGAGGGUUUACUCACUUUAUUAGCUGAUAACGUUACCAUAUCUCCCAAUGGAAUAGCAUAUGUGAAAUCUACGAUUCGUAAAUCCACGUUGGCAAAGAUGCUGGAAGAUAUAUUAGAUACCAGGUUUAUGGUUAAAAAAACAAUGACAGAUAUCGGCAGAAAUAACGCCUUUUCAAGACGACUUUUAAACAGCAGACAGUUAGCGUUAAAGCUGAUAGCCAAUGUUACUUAUGGGUAUACAUCAGCAUCGUUUUCAGGUCGAAUGCCUUGCUCUGAUUUGGCUGACAGCGUUGUGCAAACAGGUAGAGAAACGCUUGAGAAGGCGAUCGAUUUUAUCGAGAGUAAUCCAGACUGGGGUGCUAAAGUGGUUUAUGGUGAUACAGAUAGUCUGUUCGUUUAUUUGCCCGGCAAAUCAAGAGAGGAAGCUUUCACCAUUGGGAAAUCGAUGGCACUCGAGGUAACAAAACGAAAUCCUGCACCUGUUGAGCUUAAGUUUGAAAAGGUCUAUCAUCCAAGUUUGCUUGUUAGCAAAAAGAGGUAUGUUGGCUACAUGUACGAUAAAAACGCUAAGCAAGAUCCCAUUUUUGAUGCUAAAGGUAUCGAAACAGUUCGAAGAGAUGGUCAUCGCGCCCAGCAAAAGAUUGUGGAAAAAUCAAUCCGUAUACUCUUUGAGACCCAAGACCUAUCGAAGGUAAAACAUUUCAUCCAGGAUGAGUUCACGAAAAUCAGAUUAGGCACAGUCUCAGUCCAGGACUUUUGUUUCUCAAAAGUCGUCCGAUUAGGCGCCUAUAAAAGUGAGCAAACGGCCCCUCCUGGUGCUGUUGUAGCUAAACGUAUGAUGAAAGAGGAUCACCGUGCUGCACCUCAAUACAAGGAACGAGUCCCCUAUGUUGUGGUUAAAGGCCCGGCGGGCCAGCUGUUACGCGAAAGAUGCCUAUCUCCCGAAGAGUUCAUGGCAAAUGAUAGCCUGGAGCUUGAUUCCGAAUAUUACAUUAACAAAACCUUAGUUCCCCCACUGGAAAGACUAUUUAAUAUUCUUGGGAUAAACGUUUCUGAGUGGGCUUUCCAACUAACAAGGCAUAAAAAUCUAGUUACAAGCAUGGAUGCAAAAAGCAUAGACAGUAAUCUCUCUUCUACUCAGUGCAUCAAAUGUCGUGGAGAGAUUGGAAAAUCAGAUAGCCUUCUCUGCGAAAAUUGUUUAUCCGAUCGUCCAUUAACUGCCUCGCAAUUGAUUUUGCGUACAACCUCAAACGAGUCCCGCUUGAGAUCUAUAUCAACAGUUUGCCGUACUUGUUGCUACCGUUACUCUAAUGACGCAAGUGAAGUAAGCGACCAUAUUGGUGACUGUUGCAACUCUUACGACUGUCCCGUGUAUUUUGGGCGAAUGAAAGCCAGGGGUUCUGCGACUUCCAAGAGAUUUGUACAAUCGGCAGCAGCUUUGAAAGCUAUAGAUUACUGGUGA